Empidonax traillii (willow flycatcher) is the source of this 363-nucleotide messenger RNA. Its product is annotated as 60S ribosomal protein L10-like. Gene Ontology annotation, biological process: ribosomal large subunit assembly; translation. The record is from RefSeq and is a predicted model, not a curated record. The transcript has 2 exons. Gene Ontology annotation, cellular component: ribosome; cytosolic large ribosomal subunit. The coding region runs from base 1 to 363 and encodes 120 amino acids. Gene Ontology annotation, molecular function: structural constituent of ribosome. Lineage: Eukaryota; Metazoa; Chordata; Aves; Passeriformes; Tyrannidae.
AUGUUGGGAGUGGGGUUGGGACCGUGGGAUUGGAAUUGGAACUUCGGGAUUGGGGUGAGAUCCCAAGGGAAGGCUCUGAACCCCUUCCACGUCAUCUGCAUCAACAAGAUGCUCUCCUGUGCUGGGGCCGACAGGCUGCAGACUGGCAUGCGGGGGGCGUUCGGGAAGCCGCAGGGCACCGUGGCCAGGGUGCACAUCGGGCAGGUCAUCAUGUCCAUCCGCACCAAGGCCCAGAACAAGGAGCACGUGGUGGAGGCGCUCAGGAGGGCCAAGUUCAAGUUCCCCGGCAGGCAGAAGGUAUUUUUGGGGGGUUUUUGGAGGCACCCCAAAAAAUUCCAGGGGUGGGGGGACCCCAAAAGUUAA